Messenger RNA from Conger conger (European conger), 1438 nucleotides. Its product is annotated as deoxyribonuclease-2-alpha-like. Gene Ontology annotation, biological process: apoptotic DNA fragmentation. Lineage: Eukaryota; Metazoa; Chordata; Actinopteri; Anguilliformes; Congridae. The transcript has 7 exons. The record is from RefSeq and is a predicted model, not a curated record. Bases 55 to 1149 code for a protein of 364 amino acids. Gene Ontology annotation, molecular function: deoxyribonuclease II activity.
UAUAUUGCUCUGUGUGCCUGAGGGUAGAGCACAGUCAACUCUUCAAGCCUACAAAUGGGAGUCAUGUGGAGGGUCCUCACUCUCAGUCUUCUCUGCUGGGACCUCUGCUCUUCAGAGGACAAAAUCACCUGCAGAGAUAAAAAUGGCGUUAGGGUGGACUGGUAUGUCUUAUACAAGGUGCCCCAACUGAACAACUACGGAUUUACUGGCUUAGAGUAUGUCUACAUUGCUCCAGGUAUGUCUGAAUGGCAUACUUCUAUCAAGGACACGAAAGGUGUCCUAGCACACACACUGGAGCCUCUGCUUAAGUCUCCGACACCAGACUGUGGAUUCAUUUCCUACAAUGAUCAGCCCCCAGGGAGUAAUGCCUUACAGAGCUUUGGCCACAGUAAAGGGGUUGUAAUGAUGGAUAAAACCACUGGGGUCUGGCUCCUACACAGCACCCCAGAUUUCCCCUAUGAUCGAAAGCAGAAAGUUCUCUGGCCGGACUCUGGAGCAGUAAACGGUCAGACAUUCAUCUGUGUGACAUUGCCCUACAAAACAUUCAACGAGAUAGGUAAACACCUCCUGCAGAUCAGUGCCUUCCCAUUUGACUAUAACAUCCCAGAUGAUUUUCAUACAUCACUCCAGGAUGUUGUAAAACGUAAAUUUGCCGAACCAAAGGAUCCCUUUCUGGUCCAGGAUUUGACAUCAAGGGGUGGCCACAAGUUUAAAAGCUUUGCUAAAUACAGCUCCGGGAUAGAAGAUGCGAAAGAUCUUUAUUUUCGCAUCGCAAAGAUCCUGGACAGUGACCUGUCUGUCCAGUCCUGGCGGGGAAGCAAGAUGGACGUGUCCGAUCCCGAUUCCGAUUCCGAUUCCGACUGCUCCAUGGAAGGGAAGGUUAUUAACACGGUCGAGAAUAUCGUGAUGACCGUGCCAAAGGGUUCGAAAAGGAUAACGGCUUCGUGGACCGACUGCAACGACCAUUCCAAAUGGUGUGUGACUGAAGACGAGCGUAAACCGCUGUGGACCUGUAUCAGCGAUUUGAAUAGAGUGCUGAGCCAGGACGAGAGGCCUGGAGGGGCACUCUGCAUCGAGGGGUCAGAGGUCAGAAAGGAGUUCAAGGCUUUCAUUGACUAUAAAGAAAACUGUCCAGUCCGAAAAACCUGAGGAGUCUCGCCCAGCCACUUAACUUCAUUCUAAACCCUGCCUUUCCCUCUCAAAAUCCUGUUAGAUUUUUGUCAUAUUUCUAUUCUCUUCAGCCAAAUGCAAGGAAGCCAAAUGUCGACCACGAGUAGAAUGAAACGAGUGGUUUCCUGUUGUCACUGUUAGCCUGUUGUUUAUGGAAUGUAAUACAUGGGUCUUGAAUGAAAUUAAAAAUGGACCAGCUCUUCUGAGUUCUGUUCAAUCCUACUCUGUGUUUUUCAUGACCAGAUUAAAAUUGAACCUGUCAACCAGC